UUCCUGUUCCGGCGGCGGCGAUGGUGGAGCAGGGAGGCGGCGGCGGCGCCAUGAGUUUCCUCAAGCGGUUCCCGCCGCCGGCCGAUGGCGUUCGGCACCAGCAGCCGGACACGGAGGCGCUGCUGGCGGGGCGCAGCCUGGGCGCCGGCACCCUCUACAUCGCCGAGAGUCGCCUGUCUUGGUUGGAAAACUCUGGAGUUGGCUUCUCCUUGGAUUAUCCCACCAUAAGUUUACAUGCCGUCUCCAGGGACCUGAGCGCCUUCCCAAGGGAGCACUUGUAUGUCAUGGUGAACGCCAAAUUUGAAGAGGAGACAAAAGAGGCUCCCAUGGCUGAAGGGGAGGAGGAGGAGGACGACAGUGAUGACGAUGUUGAACCGAUUGCAGAAUUCAGAUUUGUACCUAACGACAAAUCAGCCUUGGAAGCCAUGUUUUCAGCCAUGUGUGAAUGCCAAGCUCUGCACCCAGACCCGGACGAUGACGAUUCAGACAAUGAUUACGAAGGGGACGAGUACGAUGUUGAGGCCCGUGAGCUAGAACAAGGUGACAUCCCAAGCUUUUACACGUACGAAGAAGGAUUGUCGCAUUUAACUGCAGAAGGUCAGGCCACGCUGGAGAGGUUAGAAGGCAUGUUAGCCCAGUCUGUCAGCACUCAGUACAACAUGGCUGGAGUGAGAACAGAGGACUCGAUAAGGGAGUUUGAAGAUGGGAUGGAGGUGGAUGUAGCACCAGUAGUUGCCGGGCAGUUUGAAGACGCAGAAGUCGAUCACUGAGGAGGACCUAUGUGCUAUUCCUCUUGUGGCAAUUCCAGAAUAAGCUGUAAAACCGAAGGCAUUGCAGUGACUAUCGGGAGUUAACCUUUUUUUUCUUAAUGACCUAAGCUUAGACAUCUAGGUCAAUAAAUGCUUGUAGAGUUGUUUAAAACAGGGUUUGGCAUUUGUGACCACUAUGGGGUUAUUUAAAAAAACAAAACAAACAAAAACAAUAAAACCUCUUGCAUCUAACACUUGAAUGGGGCUAAUCGGGGUCAUUUCAUAGUAUCACAGAAUGAUUUGGGUUGGAACAUCCCAGUUAAAGAUCAUCUCGUUCCAACCCCCGCUGCCGUGGGCAGGGAUGCCAUUCAGUAGAUCAGGUUGCUCAGGACUCCAUCCCAGCCCAGCUGUGCAGCACUUCCAGGGAUGGAUUCACUCUCUGAGCAACCUCUCUGGCCUUUUAAAGAAGACUUUGUAGGAAUUCUAGGACUUCAGAAAUAAAACUGUAAGUAGAACGGAAUUUUAGAUUGUCCUGGAAUUUUCCAUAUUUUUUUACCUGUUCACUGACUCAGUGGUGUGACAACUAAAAGGAAAUAGGGUUGGCCAAGGAUUAAAAGCAAAGCUAAAUUAAAAGCCCCUCAAGUAACUGGCUUUAUCAUUUCAAGUGCUAUCCCUUUCAUUUCUCUGAGAGCAGAGUUUGGGCAUAGAGGAGAUGGAGUAAAGUCUGUAAUGUCUGGAGAAAGAGAACUGUUUUGUGUCUUUGUAUUAAAUGUUAACAUUGGUAAAUAAACUAAGAUUUUUGUAUCUCACAA
Messenger RNA from Myiozetetes cayanensis, 1561 nucleotides. RefSeq names its product chloride nucleotide-sensitive channel 1A (gene CLNS1A). Lineage: Eukaryota; Metazoa; Chordata; Aves; Passeriformes; Tyrannidae. The transcript is spliced from 7 exons. Bases 21 to 770 code for a protein of 249 amino acids. Gene Ontology annotation, biological process: chloride transport; mRNA cis splicing, via spliceosome; spliceosomal snRNP assembly. The record is from RefSeq and is a predicted model, not a curated record. Gene Ontology annotation, cellular component: cytosol; methylosome; plasma membrane.